Dryobates pubescens (Downy woodpecker) is the source of this 1526-nucleotide messenger RNA. It is a transcript of the gene MAPK13, whose product is annotated as mitogen-activated protein kinase 13. Gene Ontology annotation, molecular function: ATP binding; MAP kinase activity. Lineage: Eukaryota; Metazoa; Chordata; Aves; Piciformes; Picidae. The coding region runs from base 9 to 1286 and encodes 425 amino acids. Gene Ontology annotation, cellular component: cytoplasm; nucleus. The transcript is spliced from 12 exons. The record is from RefSeq and is a predicted model, not a curated record. Gene Ontology annotation, biological process: MAPK cascade; protein phosphorylation.
CCACGGACAUGUCCCUUCUCGCUGCCAGCAGCUGCCAGCGGAGAGGGAAGCUCGGUAGAGCCAAGCUCGGCAGAGCCAAGCUCGGCAGAGCCCUUCCCGGCAGCAGGCCUCGCGCUCCCGCUCUCGCCGCCGCAGCCCUCCCGCACGCCAGGACUCUGGGGGGGUGGCAGUCCCGCAGCCGCCGGGCGAUGAACAUCGCAAGGAGGAGAGGCUUCUACAGACAGGAGGUGAACAAAACCCUCUGGGAGCUGCCCAGGAGAUACACCGACCUGCACCCGCUGGGCUCCGGAGCCUACGGCUCGGUGUGUUCAGCCAUAGACAAGAAGACAGGGGAGAAAGUGGCUAUCAAGAAGCUGUGUCGCCCCUUCCAGUCGGAGAUCUUCGCCAAGAGAGCAUACCGAGAGCUCAUGCUGCUGAAGCACAUGCAGCAUGAGAAUGUCAUUGGGCUUCUUGAUGUCUUCACCUCCGCCCCCUCCUACCACGGCUUCCAGGACUUCUACCUGGUGAUGCCAUACAUGCGGACAGAUUUACAAAAGAUCAUGGGACAUGAAUUCAGUGAUGAAAAGAUCCAGUACCUGGUCUACCAAAUGCUGAAAGGGUUAAAGUACAUUCAUUCAGCUGGCAUCGUCCACAGGGACCUGAAGCCAGGCAACCUGGCUGUGAAUGAAGACUGCCAGCUAAAGAUCUUGGACUUUGGCCUGGCCAGGCAGGCGGACGCGGAGAUGACCGGCUACGUGGUGACGCGCUGGUACCGAGCCCCGGAGGUCAUCCUCAGCUGGAUGCACUACAACCAGACAGUGGAUAUCUGGUCUAUUGGCUGCAUCAUGGCAGAGAUGCUGACUGGGAAAACGCUGUUUAAAGGAAAAGAUUACCUCGACCAACUGACUCAGAUCCUCAAAGUCACAGGGCACCCAGGAGAGGACUUUGUGGAGAAGCUGGAGGACAAGGCGGCUAAGAGUUAUAUCAAGUCCCUUCCUAAAAUCCCCAAGAUGGAUUUGUCUGUGCUUUUCCCCAAAGCCAAUCCCCAAGCAGUGGACCUGCUUGACAAGAUGUUGCAGCUCGACGUGGAGAAGCGCCUGACAGCCACCGAGGCCUUGGCUCACCCCUACUUCGACCAGUUCCGAGACGUCGAGGAGGAGACAGAAGCCCAACACUCCUAUGAUGAUUCCCUGGAGCAUGAAAAGCUUUCAAUAGAUGAGUGGAGAAAGCACAUUUACAAGGAGAUCUUGUCCUUCAGCCCCAUUGCACGCAAGGACUCGAAGAAGCGGAGUGGGAUGUCACUAUAGUGGCUGCUGUGGCUGUGGCUGGGAUGGAUUUGCUGCUCCUGACUGGAUUCACUCCACACUGCCUCUCUGGUGGCCAUGGUUUGGCCUGAGGGACUUCUCUGUGUGCCUGCCUGCACAAGGGUGACACCAUGCUGUGGGCAUUGGACUUUGUUCUGCCAAAGGGGGAAGAACCCCAAACAGUUUUCAGUGCAAAAGAUAAAGAUGUUGUUGAAACUUCAAGGGGGAGAACCUGACCUCCUG